This is a messenger RNA of Solanum stenotomum, 1506 nucleotides long. Its product is annotated as disease resistance protein RPP13-like. The record is from RefSeq and is a predicted model, not a curated record. Bases 1 to 1506 code for a protein of 501 amino acids. Gene Ontology annotation, biological process: defense response to other organism. The transcript has 2 exons. Gene Ontology annotation, molecular function: ADP binding. NCBI's taxonomy places the organism in Eukaryota, Viridiplantae, Streptophyta, Magnoliopsida, Solanales, Solanaceae.
AUGGCUGAGGCCUUGGUAUCAUUUGCAGUUCAAAAAUUGGGUGAUCUACUCAUACAACAAGUUUCCCUGCGUAAAAAUCUAAGAGAAGAAGUUACAUUGCUGCGAAACGAGCUUCUCUUAAUGCAGUCUUUCCUCAAAGAUGCAGAACAAAAGCGAAGUGGAGAUGAAGGAGUUGAACAAUGGGUGCUUGAGAUCAACUCUAUUGCUUAUGACGUUAUUACUAUACUCAAGACUUAUAGCAUCGAGGCUGGUAAAUGUGCUAGUUGUCUCAAGGUUUGCGCUUGCAUCUGUAGGAAGAAAUCCUACAAUGUCACCAAAGAGAUCCAAUCACUCAAGCAACGAAUCACGGAUAUCUCUGUGAAGCGAGAGAUUUAUGAUAUUACAAAUACUAUCAAUUAUAAUGCAGGAAAAGGGACAAGUAAUAAGGUUAGAACAUUGAGGAGAACUACCUCAUAUGUGGAUGACCAGGAUUACAUUUUUGUUGGACUUCAGGAUGUUGUACAAACAUUGGUAUAUGAACUUCUCAAAGCAGAGCCUCGUCGAAGCGUCCUCUCCAUUUAUGGAAUGGGCGGUUUAGGCAAGACCACUCUUGCCAGAAAACUUUACAUCAAUCCUAAUAUUGCCUCUAGCUUCCCAACACGCGCUUGGAUAUGUGUUUCUCAAGAGUACAACACAAUGGAUCUUCUUUCGACUAUCAUAAAAUCCAUCCAAGGUCGCACCAAGGUAACUCUAGAUUUGUUGGAAAGCAUGCCAGAAGGAGAUCUAGAAAUUUAUCUUCGUGAUCUAUUAACAGAACGCAAAUACCUUGUGGUGGUUGAUGAUGUACGGCAGAAAGAAGUAUGGGAGAAUUUGCAAAGAGCAUUCCCGGAUAGCAAGAAUGGCAGCAGAGUCAUUAUUACCACGCCCAAAAAGGAUGUCGCUGAAAGAGCAGAUAACAGAGGUUUUGUCUAUGAACUUCGUUUCCUAACCCAAGAAGAAAGUUGGGAUCUCUUUCGUAGGAAACUACUUGAUGUUCGAGCAAUGACCUUCACUAUGGAGAGGGUAGCUAAGAAUAUGGUGGGAAAGUGUAGAGGCUUACCUCUUGCAAUUGUUGUAUUGAGCGGACUACUUUCGCAUAAAAAGGGGCUAGAUGAAUGGCAAAAGGUGAAAGAUCACCUUUGGAAGAUCAAUGUUGAAGAUGAAUUUAUUGAAAUCUCCUCCAUACUAUCAUUAAGCUACAAUGAUUUGUCAACUGCGCUCAAGCAGUGUUUUCUCUACUUUGGUAUUUUUCCAGAAGAUCAAGUGAUCGAGGCUGAAAACAUAAUACGGUUGUGGAUGGCGGAGGGUUUCAUACCAAGAGGGGAAGAAAGAAUGGAGGAUGUCGCUGAAGGCUACUUGAAUGAGCUGAUAAGACGAAGUUUGAUACAAGUUGUACAUACAUUUUGGGAAAGAGUUACUGCAUGUAGGGUUCAUGAUUUACUCCAUGAUCUUGCGAUACAAGAGGCAUCGGAGACAUGUCAUUCAUAG